GCGGUUCGUUGCCCAACCCACCAAAAUCCGUCGGAGCACAGAGAGAGAAGUAAAUCAGUGAAGAAGAAGCGGAGGGAGGCGGCCCAAAAAGAAAAAAACGAGUGAAAAUGGAGAAGUACUUUGGGAGUCCAUACAGAGGUGACCCGGGAGUCCCCCACUCCGACCCUGAUCGGUUCGUCAACAUAUGGGUAGGAUCCGCCAUCUUCUCUGCUCUCACCUGGACCAAUCCCUACAUGUGGACACUGUCUAAUCAGUUCAAUUGGCAUGACAAGGCAAUGCUGUUUGAGCAGUAUCACUGGAAGAAAGCACUUGAGAAGGGACAGCCCUACAAAUUCAAGUGGAAUGAGUUGGACAAAGAAGUACGAGACUCGUACUACUUCAACUGGCCUGUCUACUUCCCAUAGCUUGUUCUGCGUUCCUGCAUUUUAUUUCCUUUCAUUAUCAACUCGACACAAUUGUUACGUUUUUGUUCUCAAUUAAUCAAAAGAAACAUCUUCCGGACUUGUGUUUUUAAGGUUGCCGCGAGUACUUAGCUGCAACUGAGAUAGCAUCAGAAUCCUUUUUUUUCUCUUUGGUUUUUUGUUGUUAUUGCUUUUUGCAUGGUUUAUUCUGCUACAUUCUUAUUGAUUUGGGGCUUAUUUUAAACAGCUUGAUAUCAACUA
Molecule: messenger RNA, 662 nt
Organism: Coffea eugenioides
Lineage: Eukaryota; Viridiplantae; Streptophyta; Magnoliopsida; Gentianales; Rubiaceae
Exons: 3
Coding region: 108-404 (98 amino acids)
Source: RefSeq, a predicted model, not a curated record